ACUAAAGGUCCCUCAUAAACUGAACAGCUGGUUUCUGUAAGUCACGGGCUCAGAUCGGAAUAACGCACCAAGUCUGAUGCCCAGCAGUGCCCAAGUUCAGGCUGCCCCUUAUGUAUGGUCUGCAGGUGCCGUCAUAUUGUCAUCAGGAAGUAACACUGCAAGGUGAUGCAAACUGCAGCUCCUGGAACCGUACUGGAGGCAAGACAGAUCUUCUGGAACGAUGCAUGAUGUUGGAUUGAACAAGGCCUAGGAUUUCCAAAGCAAAGAAAAAAGGGGUCUCUGCUUCAGGACCCAAGGAGAAAGAGGGACAGGAAGCUACGUGCAGCUCUUUUUAAGGACAACAAAGUGAUAGUUGGAAAACCUUAUUUGGCCACAAUGCUAUCAGCCUUGAACGUCAGUGACAUUGGUCAAGAUUCAACAUUAGUGGGUCACUAUGGUCCAGAACAAAUAGUCACCAUGAUCAUAUUAGCUGUUACAUUUAUUUUCGGUGUGCCAGGAAACAGCUUGGUGAUAUGGGUUACAAGCGUGAAAAUGAGAAGGACGGUGAACACGGUCUGGUUUUGGAACCUUGCUGUAGCUGACCUGAUUUGCUGCCUGUCUCUUCCUUUCUCCAUUUCUGUUGAGGUCCUUCAUGACGUAUGGCCAUAUGGCUCCAUCCUCUGCAAGCUGCUACCAUCCAUUGUUAUCCUCAACAUGUUCGCUAGCGUUUUCACCCUUGUAACCAUCAGUGUGGACCGAUGUCUUCUUGUGGUUAAGCCGGUUUGGUCACAGAAUAAUCGCACUGUACAAAAAGCUUGGCUUGCAUGUGUUUGUAUCUGGCUACUCUCCUUUCUGAUGUGUCUUCCUGUAUUCCUCUAUAGGGAAACAUUAUUAAUAGAUGAAACUACUCAUUGUGUCUACAACUAUGAUGGGGAAAUUAAUUUGAAUUAUAGCUACAAUAUCCGGGGCGAUUUUUUCAUCAACAAAAAUGCCACUUCAUGGGAAAUGACUGAUAUCAAGCUGAACAUGGUCAAUCCCGUUCCUGGAGGAGUUUACCAAAAUGAGGAGUAUUUUGACGUGUCUGGGGCUUAUCCUAUUGACAACUUUGAUACAAGAGAAGGAACGUUCGAAACAUAUAUAUAUAACGAUAUAAAUCGCAUUGAGGCUUCCACUUCAACUAAUGCCAUCAUUACUGUAACAGUAACCCGUGCUAUUUUAGGGUUCUUUUUACCAUUUUUGAUCAUCACUGCCUGCUACCUCUGCCUAGGCUGGAAGCUGCAGAACUCCAGAUUUGGCAAAGUGGGCAGCAAAACACGGAAAGUAGCAACGGGUAUAGUUAUUGCAUUUUGUGUGUCCUGGGCCCCCUACCACAUUGUCGGCAUUGGUAUGCUUUUUCUAGAAAGCCCAACCUUAAGGGCACUUGACCACUUAUCACAGGGACUGGCAUAUGCCAACUGCUGUGUCAAUCCCAUCCUGUAUGUCUUCAUGGGAAAAGAUUUCAAGAAUAAGUUGCAGAAAUCUUUUCAUGUGCUGAUGGAAAGUGUAUUUAGUGAGGAGGUAACACGGACUACUGGACAUGACAAAAGUGAGAAAAGCAGCAAAAACAGCACAACUGUGUGAUUACAUGACAAAAACGCCCGUAGGUAAAGUACAUGAGAGCAAGUAACCAACAAGGUUGUGUGAGAAUUACAGAAACCGCGGGGAGUUAACUUCGCCCAAAGCCCAGAAGCAGGACUCACAGUAUUUAGAUGUAUUAAUUUCCUGAGGUUACACAGCAAGAUUGUGGUUAGGAAUAAGCAUGAGUGAUGUGUGGGAAAUUCAUUAAAGUGAAUUACUUUCAUUUGUA
Molecule: messenger RNA, 1825 nt
Organism: Bombina bombina (fire-bellied toad)
Lineage: Eukaryota; Metazoa; Chordata; Amphibia; Anura; Bombinatoridae
Product: C3a anaphylatoxin chemotactic receptor
Exons: 3
Coding region: 376-1599 (407 amino acids)
Biological process (GO): positive regulation of cytosolic calcium ion concentration; complement receptor mediated signaling pathway; chemotaxis
Cellular component (GO): plasma membrane
Molecular function (GO): complement component C5a receptor activity; G protein-coupled receptor activity
Source: RefSeq, a predicted model, not a curated record